CAACAGUAAGCAAGUAAUGACAAGAACUAAGCACAGAAACUUUGAGACUAAAUAUAAACACCCGCCCGCCAUCCACCUUAGUUAAGAAAUUGUCAUUUUCUUAGUCUCCUUCACUUGAAAACAUUACCCUUUUCUUCUCUGCUUUUCAGUUCACCGGCCGCCAUGUCUAAGGCCACUUCUCCUCUGUUUUUCCUCUGUUUCCUCUGCUUUUUCUCUGUUAUCAAAUGCGGCGAACUUCAGAUACUUCUCAACAUCAAAACCUCCCUUCAAAAUUCAAAAACUAACGUGUUUGAUUCUUGGGAUAGAACACUUCCCGUUUGUAAAUUCACCGGAAUUAUCUGUACUCCAGAUAAUUCAGUCAAAGAAAUAGAACUUUCGAAGCGAAACUUAUCUGGAAUCCUCCCUCUUGAUUCCAUAUGCAGCCUUCAAUCUUUGGAAAGGCUUUCACUUGGAUUCAAUUCUUUAUCUGGUAGAAUCAUAGGUAACUUGAACAAGUGCCGCAGUUUGAAAUAUCUUGACCUUGGCAAUAAUCUUUUCUCCGGUCCAUUUCCCGGUUUCUCUGAUCUGGUUCAAUUAGAGCAUCUUUUCUUGAAUCAAAGCGGAUUCUCUGGUGUUUUUCCAUGGAAAUCAUUGGAAAAUAUCACUAAUAUGCUUACACUGAGUUUAGGGGAUAAUUCUUUCGAUCCGAUUCCAUUUCCAUCCGAGAUUCUAAAGCUAACAAAGUUGACCUGGCUUUACUUAUCCAACUGCAGCAUCAGUGGCUCGAUUCCUCAAGAUAUCGGAAAGCUUUCUGAGUUGACUAACUUCGAACUUUCUGAUAAUAAUCUUUCCGGUGAAAUUCCCUCGCAAAUAGGAAUGCUCAAGAAUCUUUGGCAGCUCGAGCUCUACAAUAACAACUUGACUGGUAAAUUACCAGUUGGAUUUAGAAACCUUACAAAACUCGAGAAGUUCGAUGUGUCGAUGAAUAAUUUAGAUGGAGAUUUAUCUGAAUUGAGAUUCUUGACUAAUUUGGUGUCGAUACAGCUGUUCUAUAAUCAGCUUUCCGGUGAAAUUCCGGCGGAGUUUGGCCAAUUCAAGAAAUUAGUCAAUCUUUCUUUGUAUGGAAACAAAUUAACCGGUUCACUUCCUCAACAACUCGGUUCUUGGGCUAAUUUUGAUUUCAUUGAUGUGUCUGAGAAUUACUUGACCGGUCCAAUUCCACCCAAUAUGUGCCAGCAAGGGAAUAUGAAAGAACUUCUCAUGCUCCAAAACAAUCUCACCGGCGAAAUUCCGGCAAGUUACGCCAGUUGCAAGACGCUGAAGAGGUUCAGAGUUAGUAAAAACUCUCUCUCUGGAGUUGUUCCUGCCGGAAUAUGGGGAUUGUCUGAAGCCAACAUAAUUGAUAUAGAAGAAAAUGAUUUCGAAGGUCCGGUUACGCAUGAUAUUGGGAAUGCUAAAGCUCUUGGACAGCUUUUCUUGGGAAAUAACCGCUUGUCCGGUGAAUUACCAGAGGAGAUAUCAGAAGCUAUAUCUUUGGUUUCGAUAAAGUUGAACGACAAUCAAUUUUCCGGCAAGAUACCGGAGACAAUUGAACAACUGGAGCACUUGAGCAGUCUUUAUUUGCAGAAAAACAGGCUGUCUGGUUCAAUACCAAAGUCAUUAGGCUCUUGUGAUUCUCUUACUGAUUUAAACAUCGCUCAUAAUUCACUUUCCGGUGAAAUCCCAUCUUCUCUGGGAUCUUUACCAACUCUAAAUUCUCUUAAUUUGUCAGAUAAUCAACUUUCAGGUCAAAUUCCAAAAAGUUUGUCAUCUUUGAGGCUAAGUCUUCUUGAUCUAACCAACAAUAGAUUAAGCGGUCACAUACCUCAGUCUCUGUCAAUAGAAGCUUACAACGGAAGCUUUGCCGGAAAUAAUGGGCUUUGCAGCCAAACUGUGAGCACUUUUCAUCGGUGCAGCCCGGAAUCCGGGAUGUCCAAAGAUGUCCGCACACUCAUCAGUUGCUUUGUCGUAGGAGCAGCAAUCUUGCUGGUGUCACUUAUGUACUUCUUGUACUUAAAGAAAAAGGAAAAGGAUCACGACCGUUCUUUGAAGCAAGAAUCAUGGGAUGUUAAGUCGUUCCACGUGUUAACAUUCGGCGAAGAGGAGAUUCUUGAUUCCAUUAAAGAAGAGAAUCUAAUCGGAAAAGGAGGAUCUGGAAAUGUGUAUAAAGUGUUGCUAGAAAAUGGCAAGGAACUUGCUGUCAAACACAUUUGGAAUUCCGAUUCCGGCGGCCGGAAAAAGAGCUGGAGCGCGACUCCAAUGAUUGCGAAAAGAGGAGAAAAAUCUAAAGAAUUUGACGCAGAAGUACAGACUUUGAGUUCAAUUAGGCAUAUGAAUGUAGUGAAGCUGUAUUGCAGCAUUACAAGUGAAGAUUCAAGUUUGUUGGUUUACGAGUAUAUGCGUAACGGAAGCUUAUGGGAUCGGCUUCAUACGUCGAACAAGAUGGAGCUUGAUUGGGAUACAAGGUAUGAGAUUGCAGUAGGAGCAGGCAAGGGACUUGAAUAUCUGCAUCACGGAUGUGACAGACCCGUGAUUCAUCGAGAUGUUAAGUCUAGUAAUAUUUUAUUGGAUGAGUUCUUGAAGCCUAGAAUUGCUGAUUUUGGUCUAGCCAAGAUUGUUCAGGCUAAUGUCUCCAAAGAGUCCACACACGUCAUAGCUGGUACUCACGGUUACAUAGCUCCCGAAUAUGCGUACACAUACAAGGUGAAUGAGAAGAGCGAUGUGUAUAGCUUCGGGGUAGUGUUAAUGGAGCUCGUGAGCGGAAAAAGGCCGAUAGAGCCGGAAUUUGGAGAAAACAAAGACAUAGUGGAUUGGGUGUCGAGCAACUUGAAGAGUAAAGAGAGAGUGUUCAGCAUAAUAGAUUCAAGAAUUCCUGAAGUUUUUAAGGAAGAUGCUAUAAAGAUUCUGAGAAUCGCAAUUAUGUGCACUGCAAGACUUCCUACAGUAAGGCCCACUAUGAGAAGUGUAGUUCAAAUGCUAGAAGAUGCAGAACCAUGCAAGCUGGUGGGAAUUAUAAUUAGUAAAGAUGGUGGUAGCAAGAAAAAAGAAGUGACUGAUAGAGUGUGAGAUUAUAAUUUGGAAAUUCUAGUAGUUGAAAACUUGUACCAGUAAUGUAACAUAGUAGACAUAUAUAGCUUGUAAGUUGUAACAUAUUAGCUCAAGUAUGCAAUUUUGUGUUUUUAACUUACAAAGAGACGUAGCUCUUUAUUGUACCAGUGACAGUGAAUGAGAAGCAAAAAUUCAAUAAAAUUUGUCGGCUUCUUUUUUCACUUA
Molecule: messenger RNA, 3291 nt
Organism: Mercurialis annua (annual mercury)
Lineage: Eukaryota; Viridiplantae; Streptophyta; Magnoliopsida; Malpighiales; Euphorbiaceae
Product: receptor-like protein kinase 7
Exons: 2
Coding region: 163-3084 (973 amino acids)
Biological process (GO): protein phosphorylation
Molecular function (GO): protein kinase activity; receptor serine/threonine kinase binding; ATP binding
Source: RefSeq, a predicted model, not a curated record